AUGCCGGCAGUUUGCCUUCGCCCAGACUGUCUCAAUGAGGCUUUCCAGGGGCAGCCUGGUGAAUUCUGCAGUCGUGGCUGCCGGUAUGCUGGGUGCUUGAGGCCCGGCUGCUUCAAGCAGCCCUUCGGUCGUCAGCCAGGCAACUUCUGCACCAAAGGCUGCCGAGAUGCCGGCUGCUUGGCGCCUGGUUGCCGCCAUCCGACUUGGGACAACCAUCCUGGAGGCUUUUGCAGCCAGCCGUGCAAGGCAGCGUUUGAGGCAGCCCUCGCCACAAAGAACGAUCAGGAGCUGCCGUGGUCGAGCCGGCGCCAUCCACUCCACCCGACCACCAGCACUGCCGCCUCACUGCUCAGCGAGGAGGAAGGCACCAGCCGGGACAGCUUCGUCGGCACCCUGUCAGCGAGCGACGAUUGCACCCUGCUUGUUGCUGCUGAAGACGACGGACCGGCAGAGCAGCGUUCGCUGUGGCAGCUUCUGCAGGAGAACACUGGCUACCCUCCCAGCAGAUGCGCUGCAUUGGCACAGCGGCCACUCCGGACGGCUGUUCAGAUUGAAGCCGUCGGCGAUCACGUUGCUAAGGCUGCGGCUUGGUUGGCGUCCGCCAGGGUGGCAAUGCAGCAGCAGGCGAGACCAUGCUACUGCACCUGA
Messenger RNA from Symbiodinium sp. CCMP2592, 648 nucleotides. NCBI's taxonomy places the organism in Eukaryota, Dinophyceae, Suessiales, Symbiodiniaceae. The record is from the annotation of a GenBank genome assembly.